CGAGAACUCCACGCGUAAACUAAUAUGGCCGCUAUCAGGCAAUCAUAACAAUCUAACCGCUGACAAAUUUUACCCCCGUAAAUGAUGUUAACCUGUUGAACAUAAAACACUGAAAUAUUUUUAACAGUUUUUCUGACUUUUUCAAAAUGGGGCUUUGUAAAUGUCCUAAACGAAAAGUUACAAAUCUUUUCUGCUUUGAACAUCGGGUUAAUGUAUGUGAACACUGCCUUGUUGCCAACCACGCAAAGGUAAAAACUAGCGGUCAAUUCCUUCCAUGCUUAGAUGCUAAUACUAGUAAUUAGCUAUCAUAUAUUUAUUUUAUCAUCAUAUACAAUUAAUAAUGUUAUGGAAAAACCGAGAGCAUUGAAUGUGAAAUGCUUAUAUAAACAAUAAGCCUUCACCAGGAAAGAAAAAAUUUGCAAUUGCAUGAGUAUGUUGAAUGUUGAUAAUCUGAAUCAGUAAUUUUUUCAGAUUUUGACUAAUUCAUUUUUGAUAUAUGAUGUCCUGUAGAUGGUUCACUAAAGUCUUAAAGUUCAGAUUGUUUGAUAUAGUCACCACAAUUUGCCUGUAGGUUUGCUCAAAAUUCACUCAAAUCCAGUUCUAAGAAACAACCCAAGCCCAAAGACUUUUUACUUGUCACUAAGGCCAAGAAUGUUACAAUCAUUGCCCAAAUUUAAUUACUUUUCUAUUUUCUAAGUAACCAUCUUGCCAUUUAUGUUUCAGUGCAUUGUCAAAUCAUAUCUUCAGUGGUUACAAGACAGUGACUAUAGUCCAUUAUGUACACUCUGUAAUCACAACCUUUCAGAUGAAGAGUAUGGAGAAUGUGUCAGGCUGACAUGUUAUGGUGAGAAUCUCCUAUCUUUUGAAUAUUUAUUCUAGAGUCUAGAGUGAACCUUGAUUGAAAAAAAGUGUUUUUUAUGCUACAACCACACGAAGCAAUUUAUUAUUUUAUCGUAAAAGUUAACUUUUUAUUGAUAGGCCUGCUCAAGUUGUCAUUUUAAUUUGUCAUGCCAACAUAAAUUGAUUUUUUAAUGAAAUUUUAAACAGUUUUUUUAAUAAAAUGUAAAUUCCUCUAGAUAUGAAAAGUUGGCUUAAUAACUGAAUAUAAUAUGUUUUUUCAGCCUUUCGCUUUCAAUAACAAUUUUUCAGUUCAAUUAACAGGAAACUUUUUCUCUCUUCCCCCAACCCUCCUUUAAGAUGUUUUCCAUUGGGGCUGUUUAAAUCAGUUUGCACAACGGCUUCCAGCACAGACUGCCCCGGCAGGAUACACCUGCCCGACAUGUAGUGCUUGUAUAUUUCCUCAGUCCAAUUUGGUGUCUCCUGUGGCUGAUGCAGUUAGAAUAUUACUGCAGCAAGUCAACUGGGCCAGGGCAGGGUUGGGACUUCCUUUGGUAAGUUGGUUAGUUUAUUCUUUGCCAUUACAUGUUUUCAUUUUUUUUAAAUACAUCAUUAUCAACUAUAGUGCUACAAGGGCUCUGGCCUACUUCACCUCAUCACUCAUUCAAACGAUUUCAUGGCUUUUUGUCUCCAAGCAAAGAUCCCCAGCUGAUGUAAAUGAUAAAAUACAUCUGUUUGUUAAUUUUAUCAUGUUUUUUUUUUUUAAAUUGUCUCAAUACUAGUAUAUGAAAUCUGCUAUCGUUUAAGUUAUACACAGCAGACUUGUUUACUCUUACGAAUUUCGAGCAUUGUACAAUUUUGAGAUGUCUUUUACCUGGCAGCACUACUAUUUUUAAGAGACCAGGUUGAUUAUAUAUAAAUUCCGGUAGUUUUUUCUGAUAUAAAACAAAAAAUUAAUAAAAGUACUGCUCUCCAUUGUUAGUUUUAAUUUGCGUUAUACUUCCAGCAGUGUUUGGAGACCUUCUAUAAUUAUAUUGUUUGCUUUGAGAGGGGAAUUGAGUGGUGUUGAUUUAGGAGAUUUUGUGGUGGGUCUGAAUAUUUAAGUCUAUAAAAUUAACACAGCCACAUUUUCGUAAUUAUAGGGAUGAUGGUCACAUUGUUGCUUUGUGUUUUCAUAAUGAACUUGCUAGACACGGCUUCAGUAAUUUUUGUUUAGUCGCCCUAGUGACAAUGUUAGUCAAUCCCGGACAAUCCAUAUUGUAUUACACACUAAGGGGGAAAGAGGGUUGUCGAUUUUUUAAAUUUUAUGCACAUGUGCGUAUGGCAGAGGUGGGGGGGGGGGGGUCUCUGCAAAAAGUACAUAAGUUAUGCAAAAAUUUUAUAAUAUUCAGCCGGUAAUUCCCAAAAAUAAUAUGUUUUUUUUUUUAAUUUUAUAAAAAUUUGAUAAAACGGUGUUGCCCAAGUGAUUUAACUUAAUAAACAUUUGCUUUUUUAUCCCUGCCUCUUUCUCUCCCUCUGGGUUUUUUUCCUUCUUCAUUUUCUUAUUUCCGUUGUCGAUUUUUUAAAUUUUAUGCACAUGUGCGUAUGGCAGAGGUGGGGGGGGGGGGUCUCUGCAAAAAGUACAUAAGUUAUGCAAAAAUUUUAUAAUAUUCAGCCGGUAAUUCCCAAAAAUAAUAUGUUUAUUUUUUUAAUUCUAUAAAAAAUAUCAUGUGAUGUUUUGUAGGAAUUAUCUUCAUAAUGUUGCCAUGUAUUUUCUCAAAAGAACUCGCUAGAUGUACUCGGAUAAUACUCAGUAGUAGAGGUACAGUAAUUAGACUUUGACAUAUUUUAUAUGAUCUGAGGGGAGCUUUGAAAUCCAUUUUUAGAAUGCACAAAACAAUGGUAUGAUUUUUAAUACCCCUCUUCCUUUCAACUAUUUACAGCUUGUGGUAGUUAUCAGACUGUAAUAUGUUAACGGGAAGUAGGUAUAGACUAAUAGAUAUUGAUAAUUAUUUUUUAUAUCAGCUUUUCUUUAAAAAAAAAAUCUUAAUUGUUAGUUGUUUUUUUUAAUGAAGCCCUAUUUUGUUAAUUGAUUCUUAUUUUAAUAAAAAAAAAAAUUUAUACUGAUCUAACUUGAAACCACAUUAAAUGUCACUAGCAACUUUAUUUUUACCAGUGACCGACUGUGCUAAUGUGAUCUGCGCAUUCACCUAAAAAUUAAUUGAUAUCUGUAGCAGAUGCCGUCUGCAAAACAAAAUGGCUGCAGAUAGCCAUAUAAACGUCAGUCAUGUACAUUUAGAAGUUAACAUUUUUUUACGUCACCUUAACUCCAUCCCACUCGAUGCGAGUCGUUAUGUUAUUUAUACUGUGUUUUUAUUUAUUUAUUUACUAUAAAGAUAAUUUUUGUACAAUAUUGCGACGAUAUUCUACGAUUUUUAGGAAUUUGAGGGUAAACAGGUCUGACAUGGUGAUUUAAUGUUUGAGAGUCUGUUGGACAAUUUUUAAAAAUGUCCAUGCUAAUAAAAAUUUCUUCGUACCUUUUGAUUUAGUAUGGCAUAGCAGGUCUAAUCAAUAUUAAAACGCUAAUAGUUUAAUUAUUGAAGUGCUAUUUCCAUUUGUAAGAUAUUUUUUAAAAAGAAAAUAACAAACUCUUUCUUAUUUUUCGUAACAGAUUGAAGAAACCAAAGCACCACAUCCACCGCCCCAGCCGACAGAACCAACAACAAAGGCAACCAGCAACAAUGGAGUUGCCCCAGGUAGCUCAGCCUACAACCAACAAUGGGGCUAUGCGCAGGGGCUCGGGGCCUCGCCGGCUCCCGCCUCUAGCAGCAGCACUAUCAGUGCUGCAUCCAGGCCGAGUGCCCAGGUGGCACCUUACUCCACCUCUCCGACACCGGCCUCCCUUGGCCAGCACAGUGUGAUUAGUGUAGAUGAAGGAACGAGUUCCAGGGGACAGCAAGGCCUGUUUUCUAGUAGGUGCCUCUUAUAUCCAAGGGUAAUAAUGGAUACUGACCUACAGUAAAAAAAAAAAACGUUGUGAGCUUAACAGUGAAUUAAGCCAGGUUUCCUCUUCAAGUUUGGAGUGCUAACUGUAGCAAGCUUGAAAUUCACCAUGUAGAUUACGUUUUAAGAAAAUUGAUCACCCUAUAAUUCCAUUCUAUCAAUGUUUAUUGUUGUGAAGUUAGUUUAAAGGUGCAUAUGCAGAAAAACUCACUCUAAUGCAGUGAUCACAAAAGCAGUCUGGAUCAAUGUUAGGAAGGUUGCGCUAAGUUUUAUGGGGGCGGCGGUUGAAAAACAGAUAUGUGGAUAGUUGGAUAUUAGUUUAAUUGUAAAAAAUUAUCCAUUAACAGAUCCAAGGAAAUUGUUUGACACCACCAAAGAAGAUGAAGUUUUUGGUGGGAUCAAAAGAUCACAUGACCAUGAUGAAGACAAGUACAAAAGAAGACCAGCAUUACAGUGGCUGGCUCGGUGGUUUAAGUAAGUUUGUCUUAGAAAACUAAUAAAAUUGCAUUAAGAAAUAUUUUCAUGCUGCUUUCUUGUAUCCUAUUUAAAAACACCUUGUAUUUGAACUUUAAAUUUUAAUAUGUUCGUGUUCUCCGAUAUUUUAUCAUCCUUUUAAAUAAGUCUACGUGUCAGUUCAACUUUAAUUGUUCACUAGCUACUUUUGUAGCCGUGAUAUAUUUUUAUAUUUUGUGAUGUACGGAUGUUUUGCACCCAUGAAUUUACAUGAGCAUGCUAUUUGAGACCCUGUCCGCACGCCUGUUCAUACUUGGGGGGUGGAGGGAAUAGUUUUAAGUUUAUGUCUUCCCCAUAAAUAUCUGCCUUGGUGGGCUGAAAAUUUCAUUGAACAUGGCAGUUGGCCUUAGCUUUGGAGGGGGGGGGGGGGGCGGUGUGCAAACCUGGUCAUAUUUGAAAUAGGAUACGGUGGAAUUAAAAUGUUUACAUAAAUACUAAAUAGAAUAGUGGUGCAAGGUAUGCGGAAGCUUGAAAUAUAAAUACUAAAUAAAAUAGUGGGGCAAGGUAUGUGGAAGCUUGAAAUAUAAAUACUAAAUAGAAUAGUGGGGCAAGGUAUGUGGAAACUUGAAAUAUAAAUACUAAAUAGAAUAGUGGGCAAGGUAUGUGGAAGCUUGAAAUAUAAAUAUAUAAAUACUAAAUAGAAUAGUGGGGCAAGGUAUGUGGAAACUUUAAAUAUAAAUAUAUAAAUAGAAUAGUGGGGCAAGGUAUGUGAAAGCUUGAAAUAUAAAUACUAAAUAGAAUAGUGGUGCAAGGUAUGCGGAAGCUUGAAAUAUAAAUACUAAAUAAAAUAGUGGGGCAAGGUAUGUGGAAGCUUGAAAUAUAAAUACUAAAUAGAAUAGUGGUGCAAGGUAUGUGGAAGCUUGAAAUAUAAAUACUAAAUAAAAUAGUGGGGCAAGGUAUGUGGAAGCUUGAAAUAUAAAUACUAAAUAGAAUAGUGGGGCAAGGUAUGUGGAAACUUGAAAUAUAAAUACUAAAUAGAAUAGUGGGCAAGGUAUGUGGAAGCUUGAAAUAUAAAUAUAUAAAUACUAAAUAGAAUAGUGGGGCAAGGUAUGUGGAAACUUGAAAUAUAAAUAUAUAAAUAGAAUAGUGGGGCAAGGUAUGUGAAAGCUUGAAAUAUAAAUUCUAAAUACAGGACAACAAAAGUAGAACCUUUGGGCUCAGGCCCUCCCUUUAUAUCACUGCUGACAUUCUUUUUGACACUAUCAUUCAAAGCUCUGUGGACGGAAACAAGAGAAAAGACCCAAACGCCGUGAGGAAAAGAUUUGCCGUGAUUCUCCUGUUGGGCAUCAUUGGAUUCAUCACCAUUGUCAUCAUAUUCUCCAAGCUUGGACGCCAGGCCACAGAGGAUGACCCAUUCUUUGACCCGUUGGCCAACCCCAACAUCAAAGUAGAGGCGAAGGCUGCUGGGGCAUUACAAUAGCAUCUCAUCGCCAGCCUGCGGUCAAGUCCUCGUUUAAGAACAAUUUUUAGGGGGAACAAUUUUCAUCUUCGCUAAUCGGCAUUCGUAUAAAAAAAAAUUGUUUAUUGAAUGCUGUUUAGACAAUGUAAAUAAGAAUUGUUUUGUUGGGCUGUUGUUGUUUUUGUUGGAUUGUGCAAGUUGGUGGAAUCCAAUGACAAACAUUAGCAUUUUACUUGUUUCAGUUUUACUUUUUUUAAAAAUUUUCUCCAGAAAUAGAAAUGUCAUACUAAGAGAAAGCCAUCUUUUUUUUUAUUAGGCACAAUAUAUCAUUUUCUAGAACCUAACAAAAUAAAAGAAUAACUUAAUAUUUCAAAAGAUAACAAUAUUUAGCAUCCUUUAGUAACAAUAAUUUAGCAUGCUGAAAAAUAUAUGCAUAUAACAAUGGCAAUGGAAGGUACAAUUCUUUGUUAAAAAAUAUUUUUUUUUUUUUUAUGACAUGACAAGUUAUUUGUAAAUUAUUAAAUAUACUCUCAAAUGAAAAGCUGUUGCAACUUUAAGAUAUAGGUGUAAAGAAAUUAAAUUUAAGUCCAAAAGAGUGCAUUACGAACGUAGGAUGAAUUAUUUUUAAAGGAUUUUUAAUUUUCACUUUAGAAGAGAUAAUUUUUGUGUGUGUCUCAGAUACAGUUUAAAAAUGUUAAAAUGCAAAUGUUAACAGGUCAAAAGAUUAUGUCUGUGUUCUGAUGCUGUUGAUACAAUUAUAACCUGCAGAUUCUUUCUCAUCUAUUUAUUUAAUAUUUAACUAACACUUACUUUUUAUUUACCGACGCUGAAAUGAUUAAUGCUUAAAAAAAUGUUCAUCACUUUUUGAUGGUCAUCAUUUGUCCCUGUUUUUAUAAAAAUGGGCCGUAAGUCAACACCAUUUAACUGUAGAACCUUAAGCCAACAUAAUUUGAAUUAAGGACCUUUUUGAAACCGUAGAUUAGCUCUAUGUUUAAAACUGUGAAUUUUGUCAGUUUUAUUUUGUAAGACUUAUAUUCUCCAGAUUAAAUAUUUAUUAUGCUGGAGGAUGCUAUAACAAAAAUUUUCAGUAUCUGAUGAAAUUGAUAUGGUGUAAUAUAACAUUCAAUAUUUUUCAUCUCAAGGCUACCCUUAUGUAAGUAUCGGCUGUUCUUUUUGCAGUGUAAAAGCUCAGUCGAUCUCUGAUAACUUGACUUUACAAAGGAACAAGGGUAAUUUUUUUUUCUUCUUAAAAAAAAAGAUUUUAAAAAAUAAUGGCAUCUAUCGUAAAGCCAUGCUGAGGUAAAGAUAAAUUUUACUUUACAAUUAGUUGAAUUGCUUGUGUGAGAUCUAAAAAAUAAAGUGUUAAAAGAACGGAUGUUGUAAAUAUACAGUGUACGUGAAAAUUUUAUAUAUAUAUAUUUUUUUUUUAAAUCGGGGAAAACUUUAGGCAUGCAAUUUCACUUUUUCAGGUUCAGUAAUAAAAUGAAAAGGAGACGAAGAUGAUGUAUAAAUGUAAAUUCAAAUUCUUGCAUACAAUGUCCUCUUAUUUUCAUAAUCCUGAUGGAUGUUGGAUUAUUAAAGCAACUUUGGUGAUGAUUUGGGAACUGCUUUUGUUAAUUUAAACAACACCGGCUGUUCAGUCAAUAUUAAAUGUAACAUAUACAACUAAAAUAAACUUUGUGAAACAUUAUUAUGAAUAGUUAACAUAUAACUUAAACGUUAAUUAUUUUAAAAAAAUCAUUGAUGCACUUUAUUAGUUUACUUAAAAGUGACAGACUGACUUUUGAAUCAUUGUCUGUUAGUGAUAAUAUGAUUCCGUGUUGGAUAACCCAUACUACCCUCACAUAGAGAAUUGUUUCCCAUUAAUAGUAGGUAAUUUCCCUUGGACCAUAAUCAAUUAUAAUUUUUUUGUUUCUUUUAAAAAGAAAAGUUCUCCCUUUCAACCACUUGACACAACACAAAUAGCGCCUCAUCAGCAAAUCCUAUUUGUUAAAGGUAGCCCUUUUAGGUGUUAGAAAUAUUUAUUGAGAACUAGUAGGGUCAUGGUCACACAGCCGAUGCUCCCAAAACUGUCAUGAAAUUCUGUUACAUUUUAAUAACAUCAUGCAAGUUAUACAUAAUGUUACCAAUGCCUAUUAAACAC
Molecule: messenger RNA, 7874 nt
Organism: Lymnaea stagnalis (great pond snail)
Lineage: Eukaryota; Metazoa; Mollusca; Gastropoda; Lymnaeidae
Source: the annotation of a GenBank genome assembly